Molecule: messenger RNA, 741 nt
Organism: Caenorhabditis elegans
Lineage: Eukaryota; Metazoa; Nematoda; Chromadorea; Rhabditida; Rhabditidae
Gene: F46C5.2
Exons: 6
Coding region: 57-665 (202 amino acids)
Cellular component (GO): membrane
Source: RefSeq, marked reviewed
CAAAUCUCGAUCUUCACUUUGUGACUACUGUCAGCAACGCAUAUCAAUGUGCUCUCAUGAGACGGAAGAAUGGCUUCUCCGUCGCAUCCGUGUUCAUACUUUGCUCGAUUGCACAGAUGACAUGUGAAGAGUUUGAGCUUGAGAACACUGAAUCAUUAGUAGAAUGUGUUCAGUGUGUUCAACUUUGGCGUUCAGCUUCAGCAAAAGAAGGGAAGGUGUGCACGAGUGGAGCUACCACUUGCAAAGGAAAUGCUUGUUUUAUGAGACAAUGCAAGCACUGUCCAGUAUAUCAAUACAUGUCAGGAUGUGUCAACUUCUCUCCGUGGCAAUUGGCAGAUUUAGAAAUGAACCGUCGUACAUCAGAACUUCGAAUGAGACGGGUUGGUGCAGUUCUGUUAUGUGAAGAUACUUUUAAUCAGACAACGUGUGUCUGUAAUAGACGAGACAAAUGCAAUGAUAUUCACUCUCGACUACCAUUUGCCACGUAUGCUGAGGGCCUUUUCCGAGGUGUCGUCAAUUUUGACACUAUUAUUGCGGCUAUCGAUCCAAGAUAUUUGGAAGUGAUGUCUGGUUAUCAUUUCCGGUUUCUUGCUUCAUCCUCAUCUUCAUUCUCAUCCUUCCUACCUUCCAUUGCAAUCAUUCUUUUCUUCGUUUUGAGUCACUGAUUAUGGGUUUAUUGUUUUCAUUUUCAAAGAGCAACGAAUAAAAAUUGCUCAAAAGUGCAUAAAUACUCGUUUAUUG